Molecule: messenger RNA, 486 nt
Organism: Puccinia graminis f. sp. tritici CRL 75-36-700-3
Lineage: Eukaryota; Fungi; Basidiomycota; Pucciniomycetes; Pucciniales; Pucciniaceae
Exons: 1
Coding region: 1-486 (161 amino acids)
Source: RefSeq, a predicted model, not a curated record
AUGGACAGCACUCCCACCGAAGCCCUGCCUUCCUCACGCCCCGAUCAGAAUAUUCAGGCCGCUGUCCAACCCGCUGCAUCUGCACACAUGUGCACCGCCAUCGCUGAUGCCCUCAAUCACGACGUCAGGUCUCAACAAACCCGCCCGUCAGACGAGGCUCACCGCGUGCGUUCCUCAGGCUACUCUGCCACUGUCGUUCGCCCGGCCGUGUUGCAGUCUGAAGAGCAAAAGUCUCACUACUUUAAACACGCUUCCGUCCUACAGCCCUUUCUGUUCACACCAACCACCAUAAACCCAGGCCAAGAUCUCCCCACCAACAAAUCAUCCGUGCGAAAGCCUUUGGCUCCCCGAUUCAACAUGUCCGAGGACGAACUUAGGAACCCCUUUAUGAAGGCAUCUCAAUCCUUCGCCAUUCACAAGUGGAGGACCCAAGUCUCUCUAAGCAACGUUGGCAACCAGGAGAAUGAACCCCCUCGUGACAACUAG